Messenger RNA from Echinococcus granulosus, 1821 nucleotides. RefSeq names its product Potassium voltage-gated channel protein Shaw. The transcript has 5 exons. Gene Ontology annotation, molecular function: protein binding; delayed rectifier potassium channel activity. NCBI's taxonomy places the organism in Eukaryota, Metazoa, Platyhelminthes, Cestoda, Cyclophyllidea, Taeniidae. Gene Ontology annotation, cellular component: neuronal cell body membrane; axon; dendrite membrane. Bases 1 to 1821 code for a protein of 606 amino acids. Gene Ontology annotation, biological process: protein homooligomerization; potassium ion transmembrane transport. The record is from RefSeq and is a predicted model, not a curated record.
AUGGACUCAGAGAAUCGAGUGAUCCUGAACGUGGGUGGCAUCCGACACGAGACGUACAAGGCGACCUUGAAGAAGAUUCCCGCCACGCGGCUAUCGAGGCUGACGGAGGCGCUAGCCAACUACGAUCCUCUUCUCAACGAGUACUUUUUCGACCGACAUCCCGGUGUUUUCGCUCAAAUUCUCAACUACUAUCGCACUGGAAAGCUACACUAUCCUACCGACGUCUGUGGGCCACUGUUCGAGGAGGAGCUAGAAUUUUGGGGACUCGAUUCCAAUCAGAUCGAAGAUUGCGUUGCGAACAUGUUGAAUGAAGUGAGAUUCGUGCUCAAAAGACAAACACUGCUAUGGCCUUCCACACUUUUUUCGGUGGAGCCAUGCUGCUGGAUGACCUACACACGACACCGUGAAACUCAGGACACCUUACAAACUCUGGAGAGAUUGGACAUUGAUACCGACAAAAAAACGGAAGAGGAGCUCUAUGAGAAGUUCCACUUAGAAGAGCAAUACCUUAGUGGGACUCUCACAAAAUGGCAGAAGUGGAAACCCAAGCUGUGGGCACUCAUUGAUGAGCCCUAUUCUUCCCUUUAUGCCAAGGCAGUAGCAUUUGUUUCAGUCUUCUUCAUCAUCCUCUCAAUCGUUUCCUUCUGUCUAAAAACGGCCCCAUCAAUGCGCAUUCCGGAGCUGGUGAACCGAACCUUCGAAACACCUUUAGAGGAAUCUGCGCCACCGAGAGAGAGCUAUUAUUUAAGCGAUACGGAGUCCCGGCAUGAGAACGAGGGUGCGCAUGGCUUAGCGCAUACGCGUAUGCCACGGGCCGCCUCCUCAAUCGCAGCAUCCACCACCGCGACCGCCUCUACCGCCACUGUCGGACCCAUGCAGACCCUCUGGAUGAUCGAGCGCACCUCUAUCCGGGCGCACAACAUCUUCGAUUAUAUCGAGAUCAUCUGCAACAUCUGGUUCACCUUCGAGAUUAGCCUUCGCUUCCUCGUAGCUCACUCCAAACUCGCCUUCUUCCGCUCUGCGGUCAACGUCAUCGACCUCCUCGCCCUCCUCUCCUUCUACUUGGAUCAAUUCCUUGCCAAGGUGCUCAUUUUCAGCUCUGAAUACGAGGUCCUGGAGUUCUUCUCCAUUGUGCGCAUCAUGCGCCUCUUCAAGCUAACGCGCCACUACUCGGGCCUAAAGAUCCUCAUCCACACAUUUCGAGCCAGCCUAAAGGAGCUUCUCCUCUUGGUCUUCUUCCUUGGAGUCUUUAUCAUCAUUUUCGCCGCCCUAAUGUACUACGCAGAGCGGUUUCAGAACAACCCACACAAUGACUUUAACUCCAUCCCUGUAGGACUGUGGUGGGCCAUCGUCACCAUGACCACUGUUGGGUACGGCGACAUGGUACCAAAAACCUAUUUGGGCAUGAUAGUCGGAGCGAUGUGUGCAAUCACCGGAGUUCUAACCAUCUCGCUGCCAGUGCCAGUGAUAGUCUCCAACUUCUCAAUGUUCUACUCACACACACAGGCGCGCUCAAAGCUGCCUAAGAAGCGUCGUCGCGUGCUACCCGUGGAGGCAGUGCGGCCAAAAUGUGGAGGUGGUGGUAGCGGAGGGAGCUCGAGGGGUGGCGGUAGGGGUAUAACAUCCAACGUCUUCACCGGCUUCGCGGCCAACUUUGGUCCCUCAGUCAAAAUGACGGAACGCGGCGCGCUGCCCGAGCCGCUCCACAGCCCCGACAGCCGACGGAUGUGGAACAGUGCCAUUUUCGAAAACGUUCAUACAGCUCCUCUCUGUCCUCGCAGAAGUAUGCAUUCCUCCUUACUCUCUCCUCUUUUCGCCUAG